GAAAACCGCUCUUUCUUCUCAAGCAAUUUUUGAAAAAUGAAUCAGAAAAUGAUCUUUCGGAUUUCAAUAUCACAAUUCCUUAGUUCAAUCAUCAACAAGUUUAUUAUUCGACUGUGACUGUACCAAAAUAGUUGGUACGCAAAUAGAUGGUUGUAUUUACUGAAUAUUUUCUUAUAAGCGCAUAAUUUGAAUUGCGUAAUGUGGGAUUUAGGCUUCUCUGAUGAAAACGAAGCUAAUACAAGUUCUAGCGAACCUAGGACUAAAAGAAUUAAACGAUAUCCUUCAGUCUUUAAAAGGGAAUGGAUAUUGAAAUAUUCUUGGGUUACAAAGGGAAGAACAAAUCAUCAUUGCCGAUGUACCUCUUGCAAUUCGGAGUUUUCAGUUGCUCAUGGGGGCGAACAUGAUGUUAGAAAGCACAUGAACACAGAGAAACAUAAGCAAUCUUCUCAAAGUACCCCCGAAUCUAAAAUUACUUCCUUGCUUAGUGAUUUAUCUGAAACGAAAAUUAAACAAGUUGCUGUUGCAGAAGUUGGAUCAGAUGAAACUUAUGAAUUAGGAAAAGUUAUCAUUGAGGGGAAAACAAAAAUUGUGUAUGAAAUCAAGAACAAUCCCAAAGAAUGUAUCCUUAUGUCCAAGGAUCGAAUAACCGCUGGUGAUGGUGUCAAAGCUCAUAAUCUCGAAGGAAAAGCUGCAAUUUCUACAGAAACCUGCGCAAAGGUGUUCAAUCUUUUGAAUAAAGUUGGAAUUAAAACAGCUUUCAUAAAGCAAACGUCCAGUAAAGCUCUACUAUCAAAAAAAUGUGAAAUGAUACCUAUUGAAUGGGUUACACGCCGUUUAGCAACUGGAUCAUUCUUAAAGAGGCAGCCUGGUGUGCCAGAAGGUUAUCGUUUUUAUCCACCAAAGCACGAGACUUUUUUCAAGGAUGAUGCAAACCACGACCCCCAAUGGUCAGUCGAGCAAAUUAUAUCAGCUAAAUUCAAAUUCAAUGGCGUUCUUAUCGGUCCAACGGAAGUUGAUAUUAUGACUAGGACGUCCAUCCUGGUAUUUGAAGUUUUGGAAAAAUUCUGGGCAACGAAAGAUUGUGUGUUGGUUGAUAUGAAAAUUGAAUUUGGUGUUGAUCCAGAUGGACAAAUACUGGUAGCAGAUGUAAUUGAUUCAGAUAGUUGGAGAUUAUGGCCUUCAGGAGACAAAAGAUUGAUGGUAGACAAACAAGUUUACAGGAACCUCACCACUGUAACUAACUCUGAUUUGGAUACAGUAAGAAGAAACUUCGAAUGGGUUGCAAAAAAAAUCGAUUUUUCAGAGUACCUUAUUCCCAACCAUCUAGUUGUUAUUUUGAUGGGAAGUCCAUCAGAUAAAGAACAUUGUGAAAAAAUAGAGAAACACUGUCAGUCCUUUGGUCUACAAACGGCAAUGAGGGUAACUUCAGCGCACAAAGGAACAGAAGAAACACUGAGUAUUGUCAGAUAUUACGAAUCUCUAGGCUUGAAAAUAGUGUUUAUUGCUGUGGCAGGAAGAUCUAAUGGAUUAGGUCCUGUAGUUUCAGCAAAUUCCGCCUACCCAGUAAUAAAUUGUCCACCAGUUAAUUCCGGAAAUGUCGAUAAAGACAUUUGGUCUAGUUUGAACGUCCCUUCUGGUCUUGGUUGCGCAACAGUUGUAUAUCCAGAAACUGCUGCAAUUCAUGCUGCUCAAAUUCUUGGUUUGGAAAACUUCAUUAUUUGGGGAAAAAUAAGAACAAGGCAAUUGGAUAAUUACGUUUCCCUUACUAAAAGUGAUAAAGAAUUGGCAGGACAAAAAGCCUUGGUUUGAGAUAAAAUAUAUUUUUUUAUUACAGAUCUAUAUCAACUAUUUUUCAAUGGAAUAUUUUGUAUAUCGUUUUUUGUAAAUAAAGUCAUUGUUAUUUUCUCAGA
Molecule: messenger RNA, 1910 nt
Organism: Harmonia axyridis
Lineage: Eukaryota; Metazoa; Arthropoda; Insecta; Coleoptera; Coccinellidae
Gene: Paics
Product: multifunctional protein ADE2
Exons: 6
Coding region: 199-1809 (536 amino acids)
Biological process (GO): 'de novo' IMP biosynthetic process
Molecular function (GO): phosphoribosylaminoimidazolesuccinocarboxamide synthase activity
Source: RefSeq, a predicted model, not a curated record